Messenger RNA from Trypanosoma theileri, 1197 nucleotides. RefSeq lists its product as uncharacterized. Lineage: Eukaryota; Euglenozoa; Kinetoplastea; Trypanosomatida; Trypanosomatidae. The coding region runs from base 1 to 1197 and encodes 398 amino acids. The record is from RefSeq and is a predicted model, not a curated record. The transcript has a single exon.
AUGAUCGACUUUGAUGCUGUUAUGAGAGCCCUUCUCGUUAUUACUGUGGGCCUGAUCCUUCUUGAUUUUGUGCCUUUACAGGAGGGUAUGAGGUGCACGAAUGACUAUAAAAACGCAUCCACCUGUCCAGAAGUUUUCUUUGCACAAAGUUACCAUGCAGCGCGAGGAAAGUUCAUUGAGGCAGCAAAGAAGGCGAAGGCACAACUGGAACGUCAUGUGGUUCUGCAUGAGGAUGGAUUUGAAUACACUGUGGAUACUGCUUUUCUACGUGGGAAGAACUCUGGGCGACUACUUGUUCACAUGUCAGGCACAGACGGAGUGGAAGGGUAUAUUGGCAGCGCUAUACAAGUGAAGUUACUAGAAGAAUGGAAUAACAGUCGUCCAGAAGGAUCUUCAGUUCUCUUUGUACAUGCAGUCAAUCCGUACGGCAUGGCACACUUUCGUACCACUAAUGAGAACAAUGUAAACCUUAAUCGAAAUUAUCGUUCUGCUGAAGAUUGGAAGAGUGUUUUGGCGCGUGAUCCAAACAUUGCUAAAUACGAUGAUAUAGUGGCACCCCUAAUGCUCUCAAGAGCCCCACGUAUUGCUGAUCGGUUUGUCUUUCUUUAUCAUAUUAUAAAAGCAUUUGUUACAAAGGGUUUUUACGCUUUUAAAACAGCUAUUAUAAGUGGUCAAUAUCACCAUCCGGAGGGUAUGUCCUUUGGUGGUCGAGAAGAACAACGCAGUAUUGCUGUAUUGCGUAGUAUAUUGACUAAAUAUGCAGCUGAGGCAUCUGAAAAGAGUAUUGUGGUUGAUGUACAUACAGGUCAUGGUACAUGGGGUGAUGAUGUAAUUGUUGCAAGUACAAAUGAAGAUGAGUCACUCGCCAAGUCAAUCUUUACAGCAGGAGUGAUAAAAGGAGGACCAAGUGCAGGUUAUGAACAUUCAAAUGGUUUUAUUAUACCGACUGAUAUACUUGGUAAAAAUACACUGGUAGUUGAGCAAGAAUUUGGAACUGUAAAUUAUAUCUUUAUGAUUCGUGCCAUAUUUCUUGAAAAUGCAGCAUACAGAUAUGCCAAUGGAAGCUAUGUGCAUGAGGUGAUGCGAGAGUGGAUGCGUGAUGCUUUUUAUCCACAAUCAAUAAAGUACAAGAUGAAUGUGCUGAAAAAAGGUGUAGAUAGAUUUGACAGUGCGUGGAGAUAUUUAUCAGGGAAGUAA